AUGUCUACAAGUUCUAUUACUUUGGUUAGUGGCGAAUCCAGGGAGUUUCAUUUAGACCCUGAUUUUUCGUAUUCUGCCAACAAAAAACAGGAGACUCCACUUUACAUAGCAGCUAGGAGGAGAGGAUCUGGGCGCUUGUUGACUCUAUUAUUAGAUCAAUUGAAAUCAACUGCUCAUUGCGGUCCCCACGGUAGAUCAGCUUUGCAUGCAGCAGCUAUGGCUGGAGAUGCAGAGGCAAUAAGGAUAAUAUUAGCGAAGAAUGGGAAUUUGACAAAGGAAAGAGAUGAAGAUGGACACACCCCUCUUCAUUAUAUAUGCUGCACACUUGGGUUCUAGAUUAUCAGUUGUAGAAGAACUGUUAAAAAGGGAUGUGUCAGCUGCCUAUAUAGGUGAUAAAAAGAGGGGAU
This is a messenger RNA of Gossypium raimondii (Peruvian cotton), 407 nucleotides long. RefSeq lists its product as uncharacterized. The transcript is spliced from 3 exons. Lineage: Eukaryota; Viridiplantae; Streptophyta; Magnoliopsida; Malvales; Malvaceae. The record is from RefSeq and is a predicted model, not a curated record. Gene Ontology annotation, molecular function: protein binding. The coding region runs from base 1 to 336 and encodes 111 amino acids.